AUGCCCCCAACCUCUGGUAUGAGUGGAUCUCCCCACUGCACCAUGCCCCCAGUCUCCGGUGUGUGUGGAUCUCCCCACUACACCAUGCCCCCAAACUCGAAUGUGAGAGGAUCUCCCCACUACACCAUUCCUCCAGUCUCCGGUGUGAGUGGAUCUCCCCACUACACCAUGCCCCCCAAUCUCCGGUGUGAGUGGAUCUACCCAAUGCACCAUGCCCCAAGUCUCCGUUGUGAGUGGAUCUCCCCACUACACCAUGCCUCCAAUCUCAGGUGUGAGUGGAGCUCCCCAAUGCACCAUGCCCCCAAUCUCAGGUGUGAGUGGGUCUCCCCACUUCACCAUGCCUCCAAUCUCAGGUGUGAGUGGAUCUCCCCACUUCACUAUGCCUCCAAUCUCAGGUGUGAGUGGAUCUCCCCAAUGCACAAUGCCUCGAAUCUCCGGUGUGAGUGGAUCUCCCCACUUCACCAUGCCUCCAGUCUCCGGUGUGAGUGGAUCUCUCCACUACACCAUGCCUCCAGUCUCCGGUGUGAGUGGAUCUCUCCACUUCACCAUGCCUCCAGUCUCCGGUGUGAGUGGAUCUCCCCACUUCACCAUGCCUCCAGUCUCCGGUGUGAGUGGAUCUCUCCACUACACCAUGCCCCGAAUCUCCGGUGUGAGUGGAUCUCCCCACUGCACCAUGCCCCCAGUGUGAGUGGAUCUCCCCACUACACCAUGCCCCCAGUCUCCGAUGUGAGUGGAUCUCCCCACUACACCUUGCCCCCAGUCUCCGAUGUGAGUGGAUCUCUGCAGUGCACCAUGCCCCCAAUUUCCGGUGUGAGUGGAUCUCCCCACUACACCAUGUCCCCAAUCUCCAGUGUGAGUGGAUCUCUGCAGUGCACCAUGCCCCCAAUCUCCGGUGUGAGUGGAUCUCUGCAGUGCACCAUGCCCCCAAUUUUCGGUGUGAGUGGAUCUCCCCACCAUGCCCCCAAUAUCCCGUGUGAGUGGAUCUCCCCACUACUCCAUGUCCCCAAUAUCCGAUGUGAGUGGAUCUCUGCAGUGCACCAUGCCCCCAAUCUCCGAUGUGAGUGGAUCUCUGCAGUGCACCAUGCCCCCAGUCUCCAGUGUAGGUGGAUCUCUCCUAUUCACCAUGCCCCCAGUCUCCAGUGUGAGUGGAUCUCUCCUAUUCACCAUGUCCCCAAUCUCCGGUGUGAGUGGAUCUCUCCACUGCACCAUGCCCCCAGUCUCUGGUGUGAGUGGAUCUCCCCACUGCCCCAUGCCCCCAGUCUCCGGUGUGAGGAGAUCUCCCCACUGCACCAUGCCCCCAGUCUCCGAUGUGAGUGGAUCUCCCCACUACACCAUGCCCCCAGUCUCCGGUGUGAGUGGAUCUCCCCACUACACCAUGCCCCCAGUCUCUGGUGUGAGUGGAUCUCUCCACUGCACCAUGCCCCAAGUCUCCGGUGUGAGGAGAUCUCCCCACUGCACCAUGCCCCCAGUCUCCGAUGUGAGUGGAUCUCUGCAGUGCACCAUGCCCCCAGUCUCCAGUGUGAGUGGAUCUCUGCAGUGCACCAUGCCUCCAGUCUCCAGUGUGAGUGGAUCUCUGCAGUGCACCAUGCCCCCAGUCUCCGGUGUGAGUGGAUCUCUGCAGUGCACCAUGCCCCCAGUCUCCAGUGUGAGUGGAUCUCUGCAGUGCACCAUGCCUCCAGUCUCCAGUGUGAGUGGAUCUCUCCACUACACCAUGCCCCCAGUCUCCGGUGUGAGUGGAUCUCCCACUACACUAUGCCCCCAGUCUCCGGUGUGAGUGGAUCUCUCCACUGCACCAUGCCCCUAGUCUCUGGUGUGAGUGGAUCUCCCCACUGCACCAUGCCCCUAGUCUCUCGUGUGAGUGGAUCUGCCCACUACACCAUGCCCCCAGUCUCCGGUGUGAGUAGAUCUCUGUACUACACCAUGCCCCCAGUCUCCGGUGUGAGUGGAUCUGCCCACUGCACCAUGCCCCCAGUCUCCGGUGUGAGUGGAUCUCCCCACUACACCAUGCCCCCAGUCUCCGGUGUGAGUAGAUCUCUGCAGUGCACCAUGCCCCCAGUCUCCGGUGUGAGUGGAUCUCCCCACUACACCAUGCCCCCAGUCUCCGGUGUGAGUAGAUCUCUGCAGUGCACCAUGCCCCCAGUCUCCGGUGUGAGUGGAUCUCUGCAGUGCACCAUGCCUCCAGUCUCCGAUGUGAGUGGAUCUUGGCAGUGCACCAUGCCCCCAGUCUCCGGUGUGAGUGGAUCUCUCCACUGCACCAUGCCCCCAGUCUCCAGUGUGAGUGGAUCUCUCCACUACACCAUGCACCCAGUCUCCGGUGUGAGUGGAUCUCCCACUACACCAUGCCCCCAGUGUGAGUGGAUCUCCCACUACACCAUGCCCCCAGUCUCCCGUGUGAGUGGAUCUCUCCACUACACCAUGCCCCCAGUCUCCGGUGUGAGUGGAUCUCCCACUGCACCAUGCCCCCAGUGUGACAGGAUCUCCCACUACACCAUGCCCCCAGUCUCCCGUGUGAGUGGAUCUUGGCUAUGUACAUAA
Molecule: messenger RNA, 2535 nt
Organism: Haliotis rufescens (red abalone)
Lineage: Eukaryota; Metazoa; Mollusca; Gastropoda; Lepetellida; Haliotidae
Product: extensin-2-like
Exons: 1
Coding region: 1-2535 (844 amino acids)
Source: RefSeq, a predicted model, not a curated record